Labrus bergylta (ballan wrasse) is the source of this 5404-nucleotide messenger RNA. RefSeq names its product lysophosphatidylcholine acyltransferase 1. Lineage: Eukaryota; Metazoa; Chordata; Actinopteri; Labriformes; Labridae. Gene Ontology annotation, cellular component: endoplasmic reticulum. Gene Ontology annotation, molecular function: lysophosphatidic acid acyltransferase activity; calcium ion binding; 1-acylglycerophosphocholine O-acyltransferase activity. The record is from RefSeq and is a predicted model, not a curated record.
AUGAGGUUGCCGAGUCACAGACAAUGUGCGGUGGAAGGAGAUGGAAAGAAGAUGGACCAAGCUCCUCCGUUCAGAAACCCUUUUGUGCACCUCUUGAAAUUUACCCCUCUGGAGAAAGCAAAGAUUGCUUUUAUGACAGUCACACUGUUCCCCAUCCGUCUACUCAUAGCUGCAUUCAUGAUGCUGCUGGCAUGGCCUUUUGCCUUCCUGGCCUCAGUAGGGCGCUCAGAGACCACCAUUGAACCCCAGUGCCUCUGGAGGAGACUGGUGGACAUAAUACUGAAGAUCAUCAUGCGGGUCAUGUGGUUUGCGGGAGGUUUCCAUUGGAUGACUGUGAAGGGGCGCAGAGCAUUGCCUGCGGAAGCACCCAUCCUCACCCUGGCACCUCACUCUUCGUACUUUGAUGCCAUCCCAGUCACUAUGACGAUGGCCUCAAUAGUCAUGAAGGCCGAGAGCAAGGAUAUACCUCUCUGGGGCACUUUGAUAAAGUACAUCAGGCCAGUAUUUGUAUCACGGUCAGACCAGGACUCCAGGAAGAAAACCGUGGAGGAGAUCAGACGCAGAGCGCACUCUGGAGGGGAAUGGCCUCAGAUUAUGAUUUUUCCUGAGGGAACAUGUACCAAUAGAUCUUGCCUGAUCACAUUUAAACCAGGGGCCUUCAUUCCAGCUGUACCAGUGCAACCUGUGGUGAUACGUUACCCUAAUAAGCUGGACUCGAUUACAUGGACGUGGCAAGGGCCUGGAGCGUUUGAGAUCUUGUGGCUGACACUCUGCCAGUUGCACAACGAGUUUGUGAUUGAGUUCCUCCCCAUCUACACGCCGUCAGAGGAGGAGAAAAAGAACCCAACUCUUUUUGCUAGCAAUGUGAGACGUGUCAUGGCAAAAGCCCUGGGGGUACCCAUCACAGACUAUUCAUUUGAAGACUGCCAGCUGGCCAUGGCAGAAGGCCAGCUGAGACUGCCAGUGGACACCUGUCUGCUGGAGUAUGCCAAGCUUGUCAGGAGACUGGGGUUGAAACCCCGUAACACAGAGAAGAUCCUGCAGGAGUACGGGAACAGAGCCAGGAAGCUGGAGGGACAAAAGCUGGACUUGGAUGGUUUUGCUCAGUUCCUCGACGUGCCAGUUUCAGACAUGCUGCGAGACAUGUUUGCUCUUUUUGAUGAGCAUGAAGAUAACUGCAUGGAUAUCAGAGAAUUUGUGAUAGCCUUAUCUGUCGUAUGCAGACCUGCCAAAACUCUGGAAACUAUGAAACUGGCCUUCAAGAUGUUUGAGGCAGAAGAGGACGGUGUCAUCACAGAGAUGGAGCUGGCAGUUAUCCUGAAGACAGCGUUAGGAGUCAGUCACCUCAACGUGUCACAUCUGUUUACUGCCAUCAAUGUAGAGGACACAGGGAAGAUCACCUUCGACAAGUUCAGAAGCUUUGCAGAGCAGCACCCAGACUUUUCUGAGGAGUACCUGCACACAGAAAAUGAAGGCCUCCACAGCAGCCCCUGCCAUGGUCACUAUACAAAUCCCAGCCUGUCUUCCCCGGACCCGCAAGGCACUGCCACCCCCAAAAUAGCUAACGGUAUCUGCCCCGACUUCAGCCCCAACGACCGCGGCACAAAAGAUGGACUCCACAAGAAACACAACUAAAACGGUUAAAAAUAUGUUGAAGCAGAAAAGUAACCCCUCUCCUGGUGAGAGGGUGCUGAGUAGGUAGUUAACUUGUUUUCCUGACCCUUAUUUUUUAUUUGUAUUGUUUCCAUGAAAUUACUGAAGCUAUGUUCAGCCUGGUAACAGCUUUUUUUUUUUAAAUUUAAACAAAUGUUUUUUUUUAUGAUUUUUCAUAGCAAAGAUCGUCAAAAUGCCAAACAAUGGAUGUUUCAGAUAUAAUGUUUGAAUACUUAAAGGGCAAGCACUUACAAAGAUUCAUGGGGCAAUUUUUUUAUUUUUUUCCCUCUAACAUAGUGCGAACUGCAUGUUUUUAACAUGAGGGAAGCAAGAAAACCAGACCGCCCUAGAUGGUAAAGUUUUCAUUUAUUUGCGACUUUUAUCUGUUUCCUCUCUUUAUGGGUAGCUGCCUUUUUUUAGCUGAAAGUGCAGAAUGCAUGGGCUCAUGUUAUUUUGAGCAGUGUUGAAGAUCAUUCAUGUAAAGAAGGGGGACCCGAGGGUACCAGUGACAAUUGUGUGACUUCUUUCUACUAGCCACAUUUGAGGCAAACCCCGGGUCUCUGUGGUUUGAUGGUCAUAUUUGCUAUGAGCUUGUUACAUAUAUAUGAAUAUAUACAGUGAUAUAUUUUUAUUUAGCUCAGGGUUCAGUGACAAAAAUGAAAAAUGUAACUUGUAUGAUGUCAUCAUUUUUGGCACUCACUGGGGUCCCGUGCAUGUCUCUGUUUUCUCAGUACUCUUCUCACCUUUCAUUCCUCUUUCACAUUCACUUCAUCGAUGUUAUUCUUUCAGGUAAGCUUAUUCAAGUGUCUUCUUUAAUUGUUGAAAUUUCACAACGUGGACCAAAAAUGCAUUUGGUGGUUUGAUGUCACCUGUCAUCUUAGUGUUUUUCAAUCCUUAUAAUAGCUAAACGGGGAGCCACUGAAAGCACAUUCAGUUUGUUGGCUUUGCUUGGCAAGGUCACUCGUCUCCCCUUUGCUUUACAUUCAUUCCUACCUUUUUCCACAGCGUAUUAUCUAUCAGCCUAAUGUGUGAAAGGAUUGAGAGUUCAAACAUUGGGCCCUUGGUCACGUAUAGAUUUGACCCUCUUAGAUGUGCAUUGGGAGAAACUGUAUGCUGCUUUAAUUCACUGACAGGGAUCCAGGCACCUUUAAAAUCUGUGUCGAUAUUUAGGGCCAGACACAAUCGGAAAUAUCAAACUUUGGUUAUAUUACUACCAGGUCUUCUAACAUUGGUCCAAUUGGCAAAACUACAUUUGUCCCUAAAUGUGUUAAAAUUGACCUCUCAGUAAAAUAAGAGUUUGAUCUCAGUCUGCAAAAAUUGCAGCUUUGCAUUCAUUUUUAAUUCUUUUUUUAAUCAUUUAUCAAAGUACGCAGUUACCUCUAUUAAUACUGGGGUAUGACUGACAUCCUUUAAAUUAGUCCAGUACUCUGAUUUAAUACAAGAAACCUGACCUGAAUGUGUUGACUAAACCUGUGGUGAACGCUAACGGUCUUUUCAAUCAUCUGAAAACAAAUAACUCUGUUUCUGAUAAGAGCACACAUAACAAACCUUUAGAUUAGAAAGACAAAAUGAAACGUUGUAUUGUGGCACAACUUUUUCACAUGAUGUGAUUUUUGGGGAAAUUAAUAGUAAAAAGGGAAUCUCUCCUGAGCAGAUGGAAUGAUACGCAUCAGAAUCUGUCUGUUGCCACUUAAUACUUGGGAUAUGUGCAUUCAUGGCUUUGUGCUGUUGUCUUUUUGUUUAUGGCUAUCACAUGAUACUCAACCUCAGUCUUUUCUUCUUAUUGAAAUGAUUUCAUCGUGCCGGUGAGCGUCACAUUCCCACCACGUCCAUGACCAUGCAUACUGUACAUGUGACCUUGUUAUGGCUUUCAGUGAAGCAAUAUUUCACAUCUCUUAAGCCUUCUCAAGACAUAUGCUUUUGAAGAGUUCUGAUAUGUAUUUUGAAUAUUCCAAAUGCAGGACAUUUAGUGAAUUUUUGAUAUACGUAUAUGAAUGAUUUUUAUUUCCACUGCCAUGACAAAAGAUCUGUGAUCUUCUCUCCUCAGCAGAUUGUAUUGAUGGUGAAAAAUGAGCCACAUUUCUGUUUAUUCUUUGUAUAAUACUGCGAUUGUUUUUUUGUGCUGUAUUCCUCCAACACAGUGUAAAGUUUUAUUGUUAUAUUAUUACUGUUAUCGCUGAGUUGACUGCUUAGAAACAAAAUGCAGAUUUCUUAUGGAAGCCGAUAGCCUUGAAUCUAUAGAAUUUUUAUGCUAAAAAAAGAGAAUGUAUAGACAAUCCUGUCACAAUCAGAAGCUACUCACAGCGCUGAUCUCUAGUGGACAUUUUCUGAAGAAAUCCUGGUUUUAAAAAUGUACAAUUUUUAAUCCUGUUUAAAACCUCCUUUAAUUCACUUUUUUUUAAGUUUUAUGUUUAAGUCGUGCAGAUUGAAAUGAGCAGCGUUCAACUGCACGUGUGUGUCAGGCCUUGAGGUGAAGCCUUCCACCGCAUGACGGGCCGCAUCACAAAAACACUCCUGACUGUCCGCACGUUAAAAACUAACUUCAAAUGUCGAUUAACAAUCCUAUAGUAUUUCCCCAUUACUACUUUUUUAAAUGAUACAUAUUUGUGCUUGCACUUUAGAUUCUUUAUCUUUGAAAGAAAUAUCACAUUGCUGUAAAGCAUUUUAAGUUUCUAGGUUACAGUAUUGUACCUGGUUUUUAUUAUGAAUCCUUUCAUUCAUAUAUUUACUGCAAUAGGAAUUGGAAAUCAGUCAUUUAAAGAAAGCUGUCCCUCGCCCAUGUUUUCUUGUUAUACUAUAAAAAAUGAGUUUGGUUAGUUGAAACACACUUUUAAAAUCCACUGUUCUGCUUUAUCUCAGUCUUGUGGACAUUUUAUAGCUUGGAAUGAUUCUUGUCAACAUGCAAGACUUACAAAAACAUGCCGAUUUGACUAACUUACAAUCGUUUUGCACCCUGGAAUGGUCAAGUGUUAAAUGUACUUCUAAGUAAUGUGAACUUAUAGUAGGUGGAAAUUAUAUAAUUCACUUUGUAUGUAUGAGGGAAAUGAUACUUCUUUUUUUUUUUUCCUUUUUUUUUCAUUGGUGGGGAAAUCCAAUUUUGACUUAAAAGUGAAACAAGGAACUGAUGAUAAGACUUGACCCAGGAUGAAAUAUAACGAGCCAACCCUCAGGCUGUUUUCUUUCUUUUUAACUGAAAGUUUCAUUUGAAGGUCAACAGGAUGAUAUUAUAUUUCAUCAGCCAGCUGAAUAUCUACAUUUCUACGUAUUUAUCGUCUACACUCAGAAUAAUCUCACAUCGGGGCUGUAUGAACAAUCUGGGACCUUUUUUUUUCACACCUGUUUCACUUCCCUUUGUCCAUGAUACCUCCAUGGAGGUGACCCUGUUUUUCUACUUGCUGUCAAUGGAAAAUGUAAACCUGCAAGAGGUAAAUAUGUAUAUUUAUGCUACUGCUGCCUGCCUACCACAGUUUGUCCAGCAGUGAGCCUAAGACGAAAGACUUGUGUACUCUGACAGAGAGCGAUAGUGUCUUUCCGAUGGCUUAGUGUCCGUGGACCAAGAAACCGAACUCUCUGUUUUCUCUGUAGCUUUACUUCCUGUCUUUUUCUAUACUCAACAGGUUUUAUUUUAUUAAUGCAUUUUGAUGAUGAAGAGUCAUUACUGCAAGCUACUUUGAAUUUGUCUGUUCAGGACUGCUAUGAUAUAACUUGUUAAUGUGACUCUUGGAUCGAAUUAAAAAAAAACAGUAACACA